Gadus morhua (Atlantic cod) is the source of this 4350-nucleotide messenger RNA. RefSeq names its product solute carrier family 25 member 16 (gene slc25a16). The coding region runs from base 389 to 1348 and encodes 319 amino acids. The record is from RefSeq and is a predicted model, not a curated record. Gene Ontology annotation, biological process: transmembrane transport. Lineage: Eukaryota; Metazoa; Chordata; Actinopteri; Gadiformes; Gadidae. The transcript is spliced from 10 exons. Gene Ontology annotation, cellular component: mitochondrial inner membrane.
CCGUCAUCCCGGUGCGACACUUAAGGAAGGCAAGCGAAGGACACGGUUGUGUUUAUACAUGCAUCUGCUAGCAAAAACGACACACUUAAACAUAAAUUACUGGACCUGUCAUCCCGUUGUAAACGUAAAAAGGGUUAAAGUUAAACAGUGACAGGCUAAUUUGAACCUCCAUUCCAUGCCCUAUGCGAUAAAAGACGUUACGCACUGCUGUGUUGAAUUACUAGAAAGGCAGUUACAUUUACGCAAUUUAGGAGGUUUUGCCCAUUCAUUGCUCCAAUAGCAGGUGGAUUUGGAAUUGGAUGGUCAGAGAUCGUUACCGCUUUGGUGGUUUUUGUAAGUAUAAAGCCGUCACUAAGACAUGGAUGUGUCUUCUUUCUAAGAGAUAAGAAUGGCAUCGGAGGCUACGGUCUCUACACCUGUUCCCAUAAACAACCCUGUCCAGAGAGACUAUUACUGGGUUCGAUCUUUUGUAGCUGGAGGUGUAGCAGGAUGUUGUGCCAAAUGUACGAUCGCCCCUCUGGACAGAGUGAAGAUUCUUCUUCAGGCCCAGAAUCCCCACUACAAACACUUAGGUGUGAUCGAAACGGUCCUCGCUGUCCCGAAGAAAGAGGGCUUCCUUGGUUUCUACCGGGGCAACGGUGCCAUGAUGGUCAGGAUAUUCCCCUAUGGAGCCAUCCAGUUCAUGGCUUUUGACAAUUACAAGAAGCUACUGAGUAAACGUCUUGGGAUCUCCGGCCACAUCCACCGCCUAGUGGCAGGGUCAAUGGCAGGGAUAACUGCAGUGAUAUUCACAUACCCCCUGGACGUCGUCCGUGCCAGGCUGGCCUUCCAGGUCAAGGGAGACCAGCGCUAUACCGGCAUUAUCAACGCCUUCCAGACCAUCUACCAUAAGGAAGGGGGUGUACCUGGGUUCUACAGAGGACUCGUCCCUACUAUUAUUGGCAUGGCUCCUUAUGCAGGUUUCUCGUUCUUCACCUUCGGCACCUUGAAGAGCCUUGGCCUGAAACACUUCCCUGAGAGCCUGGGCCGACCGUCCUCAGACAACCCAGAGGUGCUGGUCCUGAAACCCCACGUCAACCUGCUGUGCGGAGGCGUGGCCGGCGCCAUCGCUCAGACCAUAUCAUAUCCCUUGGACGUGGCGAGGAGGAGAAUGCAGCUGGGGACCGUGCUUCCGGACUCUGAGAAGUGUUGCUCACUGAGCAAGACCCUGAAGUACGUCUACAACACCUACGGUGUGAAGAAGGGACUGUACCGAGGCCUGUCUCUCAACUACAUACGCUGUGUGCCUUCCCAGGCGGUCGCCUUCACCACCUACGAGUUCAUGAAGCAGGUCCUUCACCUCAACUAGUGGUCCCACCCUGGGACAAAGAAGCCUCACAGACAUUCUUUCAUUUUUUCUCUCCAUGGCAUUAUGCAGAAUCAAAUUCUAUAAGCUUUGGACCCUCUUGGAUCAAGGCCCAUUCACAGGUUUAUUUGGGAGUGUCAGUCCUGCACUCUGGUUGAGCUCAUUAUGCUGCGUUCACACAGGUUCAGGCAGAAUGUUGACGUAACACAAGGUGAGGCCGGCAUAAAAUACCGCAACAGUCACGGUAGACAGCAGGGCCAUCCAGGGUUUGAACAUUCUAACUUUUUGUUGGAAGGACUUUACAGCUGAACGUUUAGUAGCUCCCUCACACAAGAAGAAAACACGGCCGAUCUGGACACUGGAAGCUAGCAAUAUGGGAUUUCAUAGCCACAUGUUUUACAAGAAUAUUUGUUUAAAGUAAUAGACACAAAAUAAUUGUAUUUAAUAUAUUUGAGUUCACCAUAUCAACAUAGCGCCUUGCUUGUUUCGUUUUGGUUCCAGGAUAUGUCGUCCGUCUGCCUGAUUCCAUGUGAACACAGCAUUGAUAGUACAAGUGGGCUGCACACAAGGUACGGUUAUGGACACGGUGUUGUGUAUCAGAGGGACCCCAGUGAUGUGUUCUUGGUGAGCCUUUGGCCUCAAGUGUAGAAGUAAGCCUCUUCCCAUUCAUUGGACUUCACAUUGGCCCGCAGCAAAUGGUUUUGCUCUGCUGCUGCCCCCUUUCUUAAUUUAUUGAAAUUAUUCAAAGUAAAUCAUUUUCAGCCUAAUGUUCAGAACGGUGGCUUGGUUUCAGCCAGAACUGUGUGAUGGACGGAUGGGUUGCUAUGGAUACGGCAGGGAUAAACAGUUGCGAAUGGCCUAGCGUCCUGCCGACGGAUGAUGUGGGUUUGUGCUCUAUGAGUCGCACAGUCCAGACCAAGCCAAGGUCUUCCACAACCGGCCAUAAUGUGUUGUAGGAACACUUAUACAAUAACACCUGAUUUAGCAUUUAGGUUUGUACUAACUUGAUGAUGACUAGUUUGAAAGAUUGCAGGAUGUCCAUUCCUCAUUUAAGGAGGUGUUUUUGUUUGUGUGUGUGUGUGUGUGUGUGUGUGUGUGUGUGUGUGUGUGUGUGUGUGUGUGUGUGUGUGUGUGUGUGUGUGUGUGUGUGUGUGUGUGUGUGUGUGUGUGUGUGUCAUCUUGAUGAAACGCUGGCAGAGAUUCAGGGUCCAAUAGCUUUCAGACAUAUUAUUGUGGCUUCUGAAAGUUUAAUUAAUUUAGUUUCAGGGUCUUUAUCUCCAUCUCACGUACAACACUUUUAUUUGCAAUAAGAGUUUCAUAAUACAGGGAAUCUUUGGACAGACUUUCAUGAGCGAGGGCUGAAUAGACAGUGAACUAUAAAUUUGAACUUAACAAAGAUGUUCGUUCUAUUGCUGACAAAGAUUAAAUAAGUUCUGUAUGGAUUUUUUUAUAUUUUGUGUAUGCAUGUAAUUAAUUUUUUUUCUGCAAUGAUCAGGGGUGUUUUUGUUUGUGAUUUGAUGAUGAAGAUGAUGAUGCAGUUUGUGGUGGGACUAUGUUGAUAUGCUGUCAUAGCGGUUGAAUUACAUUAUUUUAGUCAAAAGGAUUGGAGAGAUAUGAUAGAUUUGCACUUCAACACAACGUCUCCAGCCUUGUUCUUUUUAUUUAUUGACAUGGCAAACUGUAGCCACUGAGUGGCAGUGUUUAAUAUAGAUGGCGUUUACUAUCAGAGAUUAUUGAACAAAUGUUUCAGUUAUGUCAGUUAACAAAAAACAAGGUGCAUGGACUGAUAGUGGUACAUAGGCCUCUUAUUUACCCUUGAUAACGAACUGUCAGAACAGUGGCGGCGGGUAAGGUGAGGUCGUCUGUAAUAGGCACAUAUGGCAGUGAAUGUACUUUAUGUUGUCCAAAUGUAUGUACACAUUUUCAGUGUAGAGUUUGUAAACGUCAUCAGCUGAUUGCAAGCAACGAGUUUUAGAUCAAUGAAUGAUCUUAAUCAGACUUAGUCCUUAAGUCUAACUUGACAUACUACAGCAUAGAAUUAUGUCAUGAUCAGUCUGUCCGUUAUCCAUUUCUGAAAAUUGGUUUAUCAAUUUAUUUUCCGGUUGGCAUACUAAGAAAACUGUCAUACUGUCAAGUGCAUUCUGUUAUUUUAGUUGAUUUCAGUUUUUUCUUGUUUGAAUUGUAUGUAGGCCUAUUAAAAUGGAUGGUUGAAAUUUCUUUGCAUGUAAAAUGCAAUUCAAAAGAAGAAUUUUGUUUUUCAAUGAUGUUUUGAUUUAAGGCAAUGCCAACACACAAGCAGUGUGAGGUUGUUAGAAAUAAUGAUAUAAUAUAACAUUUGAAGGCUCAGGACUAAGGUUUUUUUAGUUAUAGCACAGUGUUUAUUGUUUUUUUUUUAGGGUUAGCAACUAGUUUUCAGUGUAGCUCCUAAAAUCGUUAUGGUGCUUUUAAGGUUUAAAAAGAUCCAAUUAGGUAUUUUAGCAAAUCAAUGGUUGGAGCAUGUUUACAAGAGUCCUCUGCUUAAAACCGACUAACCUUUCUGAUCAACGAAUUGAUUUAAUAAGGGGCUGUUGUAUGAUAUGGAAUUUUCUUAAUGGAGUCUUAAUGGAAUCACAUUGGCCAUAGAUGACUGUAUAAGAGUCAUUUGCGAUCGGAUACAUUACAAAUAGACCUGUGUCUUGUGCCAGCUUACGCCUCUACAGCAAGUUAAUGUUUACCUUCAUCUUUCAUUCUGGUGGUGCAAUAAUUUCAGUCAACUAACUUACAUGGAAGAUUUUCAGCAUAUUUCAAAUAGCAAUGUUGUGUGAUAGUUAAUUAUGUUCUUUUUUUAAUCCUACCAAUGCGACUUUGUUUUGCUUUGACUGCUCAUUGUAAACACUUAUUUUGGGAGAAAUUAAUCAGGUUUAAUGUAUAGCCUAAAUGUAAAUGUCCAUCAUGGUUGGAUGUAGUUCUUAAAAGCAGCAGUGUUGGAACAAUCACCAAUCAAUAAAAUGCCUUCCAAUACGUUA